UCACAGAUGACAGGGCAGGAGCUUCCUAUUUUGGGCUCACAUUAUACAUUUUCACACUCAAACAUCUUUGAGAAAACAGAAGGAAGGAAUGCUGUUUUGAAAUGCACUAGAUGACCAGACAAUGUUCACAGACAGACCCGGUAUUAGAAAAUAUGAAUCCGCAAGUCUUGAAAAAAAAUUAAAGCCAAAAUAAUAAAAAAACAUGAGCAUGAAGAGCAACAAAGUAAAGUUGUUCUGUACGCUGACAAUGGCUAGAGGACAUCUGAUGUUGUGGAUCUUUACUCUGUGCGUUUCACUCGAUCCCACAGUUAGUCACAUUCCUGAACUAGAUGGAAAAAAGGUUUAUGAGAUUGUUCGGCCAAUCAGACUACAUGCGCUCCAAAAAAGAGAUUUAAAGUCAAGACCUGACACAGUGAAAUACGCUAUGACACUGGGCGGUAGAGACAUUGAAAUGCAUCUCCAGAAAAAUGAUGGCUUACUGACUAAAGACUACAGCGAGACCUACUAUACUGAAGAUGGGAUGCUUGUCACAACAACACCUGAAGAUCUGGACUUUUGCUAUUAUCAUGGGAAAAUAGUCAAUGACACUGAGUCGUUGGUUAGCAUGAGCACCUGCGAUGGAUUACGAGGCUAUUUCCAAACAGAGGAGCAGCGGUUUCUGAUUGAGCCAUUGUCCGAGGAUGGUGAUGGUGACCAUGCUGUCUACACGUUUGAAGAUGUAAAUGAAGAGACGCCUAGAGUGUGUGGAGUCACCAACACUACUUGGGACGUGAGCGAGGAAGGCGCUCCUCCACGCAUUCUCAAAAGCCGUUCUCGUUCCUCAGGCCCAACUUUGUCCCAGCGACAAAAAUACAUCGAGUUCUUCCUUGUGGCAGACAACAGAGAAUACCAGAAAAUGGACAGCGACAUGGAGAAGCUGAGAAAGAGGAUUUUUGAGAUCAUCAAUUACGUCAACAAUGCAUAUAAAGAAAUCAACACAUUUGUUGCUCUGACUGGAUUUGAAGUCUGGACAGAUAGCGAUAAAAUAACAGUGUCUCAGAAUGCUGGAUCUACCUUGGACAGCUUUACCAAGUGGAGGAACAACGAUCUCAUUAAAAGACAGCAGCACGACAAUGCUCACCUCCUCAGUGCAAUCGAUCUCGAAGGAGCAACUGUGGGUCUAGCUUACAUUGGAACACUGUGUGGAGGUCUUUCAACAGGGAUUGUGCAGGAUCACAACCCUAAGGCUAUAGCUGUGGGGGCUACCUUGGCCCAUGAGAUGGGGCACAAUCUGGGCAUGAAUCAUGACAGUAGCAGCUGCAUCUGUUCUGAUGGCACUUGCGUUAUGACAGCUGCUCUCAGCUAUUUCAUCCCUCAACACUUCAGCAGCUGCAGUACUACUAGCUAUGAAGACUACCUGAACAACAAAAACCCAGAAUGUCUUCUGAAUAUGCCCAGUCCAAAGGAACUGAUUCAACCACCUGUAUGUGGAAAUGGAUUUGUGGAGAAAGGAGAAGAAUGUGACUGUGGAACGCUACAGGAGUGUACAAACCCAUGCUGCAAUGCCACUACCUGCAAACUGACAGAAGGCUCACAAUGUGCCACAGGAGAAUGCUGUAAGAAUUGUAAGAUCAUGUCAGCCGCACAUGUGUGUCGUCCUAAAAAUGAUGAGUGUGAUUUGCCCGAGUCAUGCACUGGAAAAUCAGCCGAGUGUCCUGAAGAUGUCUUUACAGUCAAUGGACUUCCUUGCAAGAAUGGCCAAGGCUAUUGCUACAAUGGCCAGUGCCCACAGAGAGAGGAGCAGUGCUUUAAAAUGUGGGGUCCAACUGCUGUCCUGGCUCGAGAAUAUUGCUACAACCAGAACACAAGAGCAGAAUACUUCGCCUACUGCAAACGCAAUGGCAAUACAUAUAUUGCAUGCCAAAGACAAGAUGUAAUGUGUGGGAAACUGUUCUGUGAAAAUGGCAAUGACAGCCCCAAUUACGGACGGCUGGUAACAUUCUACGGAUGUAAAGCCACAUUCUACGGCGAGCCUGACAAGGAUUAUGGCCAAGUCGACACUGGCACCAAAUGUGGGGAAGGGAUGGUCUGUAACCAGAAUGAGUGUGUUGACAUAGAGACAGCUUACAAAGCGACAAACUGCUCAGCCAAGUGCAAAGGCCAUGCGGUUUGUGACCAUAGAAAGGAGUGCAGAUGUGAACCUGGAUGGCUGCCGCCAAAUUGUGACAGAACAGUAGAAAGUACUGGUGUGCCUAUUGGUGUGACAAUAGCCAUUGCUGUGGUUGUCUGUGUCCUGAUUGCGAUACUUCUUGGUCUGGCCGUCUUCUUUUACAAGCGCAGAAAGAGCACACCACAUUCAUUCAGCCAUCCAAGGCAACAGAAAGUUCAUGUAGUCAACAUCCCUGACUACAGCCAUCAGGCAACUCCAAAUCCAAAGCCAACUCCAAAUCCAAAGCCAUCUCCGGUAAUAAGGCCUACAGCACCUCCACCACCUCUACCCUCUUCAGUCCAAUCCAGAGCUCUGCAUAAUGAAUACUUAAAUGCACGCCAGGCUCUCAGACCACCUCCUCCAAGAGUGUGAUGUCUAGCACCUGUCAAACCCCAAGAAGCGGAACCAGCAGUUUGGAAUGGUCAGUCCCUCCAGAAAGCAUUGCAAGUGUGUUAGGAGACUGUGUAAAAGUUUGUCCUUGAGUUACAUGAUGAAUUUUAAGUCAUGUCUGUUUUAAACUGAAAACGCUAUUUUUUAAAUUUCACUCUAUUUAUUUGUACAGUCUGUUCCUGUAUAAUUGAGCCUGCCUUCUGUAAUGAUUUUUUUAUGAUUUUCAGUCAGCAAAUACCACAGCUGACUGACUUCCACUGAAAGUUCACGAGACAGUAGAUUUCUAAAAUGGUUUAUAAAAUUUCACACCCCUCUGUAAAGUCACUACCUCUCCUGGAUUUGAUUCUGUUCUAUUUUUUAAUGCAAAUUUUCUUAUAUGCUUAAAAUUUGCUUAAUGCUUUAAAAAUAACAUUUUGUGCUUACCUUUAAGUUUCACAUUUAUGAAAAGUUACUGUAUUAUAAAAUGCAAUGUGAAUGUUUGACUGAAUCUUAUUUGCAUGAUUUUAAAAGAAAAUAUG
Messenger RNA from Labeo rohita (rohu), 3096 nucleotides. RefSeq names its product ADAM metallopeptidase domain 28 (gene adam28). The transcript is spliced from 23 exons. Lineage: Eukaryota; Metazoa; Chordata; Actinopteri; Cypriniformes; Cyprinidae. Gene Ontology annotation, cellular component: plasma membrane. Bases 203 to 2560 code for a protein of 785 amino acids. Gene Ontology annotation, biological process: proteolysis. The record is from RefSeq and is a predicted model, not a curated record. Gene Ontology annotation, molecular function: metalloendopeptidase activity.